AUGGCGACAAAUGAACUCGGGGAUGGUUCUAGUCCAAAGCCCCACCAAGUGAAUCUUGGAUUCAAGGUCUCCGACGAGUUCGGUUACGACAAUCCCGAUUCGCUCUCUAGAAAUGGCGAGGUGUGGAUAUCUGGUUGCUUCAAUCCGCAUUUCGAGGAAUUCGAGCAAAUCAAAGGUGUUCAAGACGACUUUUCGGAUCCCAGUAGCUCCAUUCAUGCCGACGAGAAACUCAUUGCGUAUACAAAUCGACAUUUCGGUAAGCAGAUCCAACUCAACAUAGAUGAAAAUGACUCGAACGACUACGGCAUCAAGAUUGACAGCCUCAAGGACUCGGGUGGCUUGGAGAUCAUGUUUCACCGGACAGCUGGCGGAGUGUUCAUGCCGGUGUGGCAGCGAGAGGCACUUUGGAUGAGUCUACAAGCACCAUCCGACACAUACUACACAUUGAGGUUCUUUGUGGGACAUAUCAAUGCUGUCUCUGGACUGGAAAUGAAACAAACAAAAGAGGAGCCAGGAGAUAUGGAAGCUACCCCAGACUAUGUGAUCGUCCCGGGCCCGGAGUGGCUCGAUGGAAUUUGCGUCGCACCUGGCAUCGUCAGACAAUUUGUUGCUAUGCCUCUGGGUCUGGUUACACUGUCGAAGGUCAAAAGACGGGAAAAGAGAAGCACGCAGUCCAAGACAUUUAUCGCGAUCGCCAUCCAGCACACAUCUGGAACACUGAAGCUGCGAGACUUAUCCACAUUCACAUCCUGGACCCAGCCUCCUGUGAAGCCGUCACCCACAUCGUCCCACCGGCCGCCGCCAAUCGACACCAUGGGCUACCUCGAAGAGGGCGGGAGCUUCUUUGUCGUGGAAGAGCAGUCCGAGAAUCGUAUUGAUGGAGGAGAAGUCAACAACGUCAAGUCCGUCUCGGCGAUGGAUAAGCACCAAGACAUCAAAACUGAGCCCUCACUUGAUCCAAGACGGCCGACCCAGUGUAAAUGUGGUGUCAGGCUAUGUGAUUGCGUGUAA
Molecule: messenger RNA, 1011 nt
Organism: Fonsecaea erecta
Lineage: Eukaryota; Fungi; Ascomycota; Eurotiomycetes; Chaetothyriales; Herpotrichiellaceae
Exons: 5
Coding region: 1-1011 (336 amino acids)
Source: RefSeq, a predicted model, not a curated record